Molecule: messenger RNA, 6263 nt
Organism: Oryza sativa Japonica Group (Japanese rice)
Lineage: Eukaryota; Viridiplantae; Streptophyta; Magnoliopsida; Poales; Poaceae
Source: RefSeq, a predicted model, not a curated record
AGGUCGGCGCCGUUGGCCUUGAGCUUGGUGUCGAAUGUUGGAAAUAAACACGUCAUGGUGUAUUCCUGGCGUGGUUGAGUCAGUGUGUGUGUGUGUCGUGCUGCUGCAUGUGUGCGUCGUGUGCGUUCUGUUAGUUUGAUUGAGUCGUGAUCGCGAGUGCAUGGCUGCUGCAUGGUUGUUUGCAUGGCCGUUGCAGUGUUGAUCGAGUCGUGGGAGUGCGUGGUGUGCGUGGCGUCGGUUCUUGCGGAGGAAGCCGCGUCGUCCGGGCGAGCGUGUGGCUCACGGCGACGUCGAGCGGGUUCUGCGGAACGUGGCGCAAUGGCCGGCAUGGAGGCUAGCUCCCGGUGUGUCACCGGUCUAUAAGAGGCCCCUGUACUCCUUCGUUGUUUCUUUGCAAGGUUCAGUGAGGAAUAAAGCCAAGAUACAGGAGCGAUCGGCUCCGCGGCGUUCGUCGCUGUAAAAUCCAUUGUUCAUCGUCUCCCUCACCGGCGUUUGUGUUCGUGAGUGUGAGAGUGUUCCUGGGCUGAGCCAACAUCGAAGUCAGCAACUCCAUCUCCAAGGUUCUCUGGAUGGCCACCCUCAGCCCCACCUCGCUGCCCAACUGGAACAGGAUGCGGAUCUCGGUGAACACCAUCACGCAGAACCGCGCCAAGUCGCUGCGGCGGCUGCUUGCGUCACUGCGGAACACGUACUACGUCGACGACGAGGUGGUGCCGAUCAGCUUCAACAUGGACAGCCGCGUCGACGCGGCGACGCUGAACGCCGUCAACUCCUCCGACGCUGAACCAGUACUAAUGUGAUUCACUCCACCUGACUGACAUUGCUCAAAGUUGAGCAACAAGACUUGUCCAUCGUGAUGAACCUGCUUGUCAGCAACACAGUUGUACCGGAUGAGCUACAGAACACUGUCAAGACCAAGGAGGUUAAGCAGACUAAGGAAGGAAGACCUGUUAGGCACCGAGUAUGUAAUCCUAGAGUGAGUGGGCCGGAAUGGGCCAUAUGAGCACCAUGUCCAGGCUGUCGAUAGUUGCGUGUGAGAGAGAAAGCAUCUUAAAACUAACUCUGUAUUCAUUUGGAUGAGUUGAGGAUGAACUAGGCGGCGAAGGCGGCGGCGGCAUCAACCCUGUCGGGUUGGUGAAAUCCAUCUGUGUGUGUGUAUCGUUGUUCUGUUUGGGCGAUUCUUCCUCUGUCCUUGGGGGUAGUUAACAAAUUGGUAUCAGAGCCUUGCCGAAAUUUUUUCCUCCUCUUGAUUUUGCUGUAAUUCCUGGGUGAGGUGGGAAUUUGUUGCUUCGGCAACUAUAUUCCGCAAAAGCUUCGGCUCCCUCAACUAGGUCGGCGAGAUCUCGAGCGAGUUCGUCAAUCACGGCGUGCUACGACAAGCCUCGCUACGUGACCAAGCAAGCGGCCAAGAUCAUGGAUUAGGAAAGUAAGCUCGAUCUCUUGUUGAGGAAGAUGGAGGAGGUGGAGAAGAAACGGGAGGAGAGUGAGAAGCAUCGGGAGCUGUCGGAAGAGAAGAGCCGAUCUGAGUUUUUGGCUCUCAAAGUGGCGGUGGAAUCCCGAAUGCCGGUGGUGGAGAAGCGCGUGGAUGAUUUGCACGUUUCGGUGGUGGGACUCCAAGAUCAAGUCGACAAACUCCAGUCCUUGGUGCAGCAGCCACCUCGUCCUUCCCCUUCUUCUCCGGGUUCGCCCGAUGGUAUGCAAACUCCGCCCCAAUUUACUUCGCUCCCCUCUGCUCUGGAACAGUCUGCGUUUGCCUCUGCUCUUUUGGGUGCUUCGGGAAUUGGGGGUAAUGUUCCACCUAUGUCUUGUCCGCAAUUCAAUGGUGAUAGUCGUCAGCUCUGGAAGAGUAAUUGCGAGGAGUACUUUGAGGUUUAUGGUGUUCAUCCUAAGAAUUGGGUGUGUGUGGCUGGACUGAAUUUUACUGGCAACGCUGCUUUUUGGUUACAAUCGGUGCGUUCCAAACUGGUCGGGGUUACUUGGCAAGAGUUCUUUGAUCAAGUUUGUCUUCGUUUCACUAAGGAUAGGCAGAAGGUCUUGAUUCGGCAGUGGUUUCACAUUGUUCAGGAUUCUUCAGUUUCUGAUUAUGUGGAGAAAUUCGAUGGUAUUAUGCAUCAGUUGUUGGCUUAUGAUAGUUCUUUGCCUCUGAAUUAUUUUGUUACCAAGUUCGUGGAAGGACUGAGGAAAGACAUUAGAUCUGGAGUUUUGAUGCAGAAACCUCAAGAUUUGGAUACAGCGUGUUCGUUGGCUUUUUUGCAAGAGGAAAUACUAGAAGGAAGUCACCCUGCUGUGUACAGGAAACCUGAGCCGAUUUUGUUGUCUAAAAAUUUUGCUCGCCAACCUGCACCUGUUUCUCCUGUGUCCAACCAUCCUCAAGGUUCUGUGUUGGAGGAUAGGAAACAGUCUGAAUUCUCACAGUCUCGCUCUGAUAAGUUUUCUGCCUUGAAAUCCUACAAGCGUGCUAAAGGCCUUUGUUUCACGUGUGGUGAGCAUUGGAGCAGAGAGCAUAAGUGUGGCUCCUCGGUUCAGUUACAUGUUGUUCAGGAACUUUUAGCUGCGUUGCAGGACGAUCAGUUAAACCAUGAGUCCGUCGAUACUGUAUCUGAACCUGUAGAACCAGUUUUUAUGGCUAUUUCUUAUCAGGCUGUUACUGGUACUGAAUCCUUGACUUCUUUUCGGUUAAAUGGCUGGGUACAGGGGUAUGAAUUACUCAUGUUAGUCGAUUCUGGUAGUUCUCAUUCCUUCAUUGAUAUUACUGUGGCACAAAAACUUCAGGGUAUCCAAUGUUUACAGCAUGUUGUUUCAGUUAAAGUUGCUGAUGGUGGUGUGAUAUCAUGCUCUCAGUAUAUUCCUGGUUGUGACUGGUGGACUCAGGGUCAAAUUUUUAAAACUGACUUUAAGGUGUUGCCUUUGGGUUGCUAUGAUAUUAUAUUAGGGAUGGAUUGGUUAGUCACUUUGGGAUCUAUGAACAUUGAUUGGGCUGCUAAGUGCAUGGAAUUCGCUAGAGCAGAUUCCUUGGUGACCAUUAAGGGAAUUCAGUCUCAAACUACUCAUUGUUCUUGUAUCAGUGGUGAUCAAUUGCAAGGCAUGUUUAAGUUGGGAUCCAUCAUGCAUGUUCUUCAUCUUCAGGAAGUUUCCACUGCCAAGUUAGGUCACAUUCCUCCUGAAAUUCAAUCUCUUCUUACUGAAUUUUCUGCCCUAUUUGAUGAUCCUCAAGGCCUGCCACCUAAGAGAGCUUGUGACCAUUCCAUUCCACUGAAAUCAGAUGCUAAACCUGUCUUCCUCAAACCUUAUCGUCAUAACCCUGCACAGAAAGAUGAAAUAGAGAAGCAGGUUAAGGAAAUGUUGUUGUCAGGGGUCAUUCAACCCAGCAAUAGUGCAUUUUCUUCCCCAGCAUUGUUAGUUAAGAAGAAGGAUGGUACCUGGCGCUUGUGCAUUGAUUAUAGACAGUUGAACUCCAUCACUGUGAAGGGUAAAUUUCCUAUGCCUGUUAUAGAUGAACUAUUGGAUGAAUUGUCUGGAUCCAAAGUUUUUUCCAAGCUGGACCUUAGGGCUAGUUAUCACCAGAUCAGAUUGGUGGAGGGUGAGGAGCACAAAACUGCUUUUCAAACUCACUCUGGACAUUAUGAAUAUCGUGUUAUGUCUUUUGGCCUUACUGGAGCUCCUGCAACAUUUCAAGGCGCCAUGAAUGAUACUUUGGCUCCUGUGUUAAGGAAGUUUGCUCUUGUGUUUUUUGAUGAUAUACUUGUAUGCAGCCCUGAUUUAGUUUCUCAUGUCCACCAUCUUCGACAAGUUCUGCAGUUGUUGACUAAGCAUCAGUGGAAAGUUAAAUUGUCUAAAUGUUCUUUUGCUCAACAUCAAUUGUCAUAUUUAGGUCAUAUUAUCAGUGAUCAAGGAGUCACUACUGAUCCUGCUAAGAUUGAGGAAGUGGUUAAUUAGGCAGUUCCAAAAUCUGUCAAAAAGCUCAGGGGAUUUUUGGGUUUGGCAGGUUAUUAUAGGAAGUUUGUCAAGCAAUUUGGGAUCCUUUGCAGGCCUUUGACCAACCUGUUAAAGAAGGAUGUUCCUUUUGUCUGGUCUGUGGAGGCUGAUCAGGCUUUCAAGGCUCUUAAGCAAGCUUUGGUAUCUGCUCCUGUGUUAUCUCUUCCUGAUUUUUCUUUGCCUUUCACUGUUGAGACUGAUGCUAGUGAUGAAGGUAUUGGUGUUGUGUUAUCUCAGCAUGGUCAUCCGAUUGCCUUUCUUAGUAAGGCCUUGGGGGGUUAAAACUAAGGGUCUUUCCACUUAUGAAAAGGAGUAUUUGGCUAUUUUAUUAGCUGUGGACCAUUGGAGAUCUUACCUGCAGCAGCAAGAGUUUGUCAUUUUAACUGAUCACCAUAGUUUAAUGCACUUGAAUGAACAAAGGCUGCACACCCCUUGGCAACACAAAGCUUUUACUAAGUUGUUGGGCCUUCAGUUUAAGAUUUGCUACAGGAAGGGAUCCAGUAAUGCUGCAGCUGAUGCACUUUCUUGAAGAGUUAUCUGAACUACAUGUGGUUUCCAGUUGCAGUCCUGUAUGGCUUCAGGAGGUUUCUGAUGGUUAUCUUCAAGAUGCCUUUUCUACUCAACUUUUGACUGACUUGACUCUUAAUGCUGAGUCUCGGCCCAAUUUUUCUUUGUGUAAUGGUGUCCUUCGCUUUAAAGGCAAAGUCUGGAUAGGUAACAAUCCAUCUGUGCAGGAUAAGAUUAUCUCUGCGUUGCACAGUAGUCCUUUGGGGGGGCACUCUGGUUUUCCUGUUACUUAUAGUAAAAUCAAGUCUCUUUUUGCUUGGCCCAAGAUGAAGAAACAGAUUCAUACUACUGUCAAGACAUGUGGUAUUUGCAUGCAGGCCAAACCAGAUCGCUCUAAAUACCCUGGUCUUCUUCAGCCCCUUCCUGUCCCUGAUGGUGCAUGGCAGAUUAUCACCAUGGACUUUAUUGAAGGUUUGCCUAAGUCUGGUCAAUUCAACUGUAUUUUAGUGGUGGUUGACAAGUUUUCCAAGUACUCUCAUUUCCUUCCAUUGUCCCAUCCUUUUUCUGCUAUUGAUGUGGCUCAAUCUUUUAUGGUCAAUGUUUACAAGUUACAUGGGUUACCUAAGUUCAUCAUUUCAGACCGCGACAAGAUUUUUACUAGCCACUUUUGGGAGCAGUUGUUUUUGAGAUCCAGCACACAAUUGCAACUAAGCACCGCUUAUCACCCCUAGACAGACGGACAAACUGAGCGUGUGAACCAAUGUUUGGAAAUAUAUCUGCGAUGUUUUGUUCAUGCUGUUCCUCAUAAAUGGAGUUCUUGGUUGUAUUUAGCAGAAUUUUGGUUUAACACUUCUUACCAUUCUGCCAUUCUUCAGUCUCCAUUUGAAGCUCUCUAUGGCUAUCCUCCUGGUCAUUUUGGUAUAAGGGAUGAUGCCUGCUCAGUACCUGAUUUGCAUGAGUGGUUAAAUGAACGUAAGGUGAUGACUCAGUUACUGAAACAACACCUGAAUCGUGCCCAGCAACAAAUGAAGCUGUAUGCAGACAAAAAGCGCAGUUUCAGAGAAUUUUCUGAUGGAGAUUGGGUCUACUUGAAAUUGCAACCUUAUAUUCAGUCCUCUGUGGCAAAAAGAGCAAAUCAUAAACUAUCAUUCCGUUAUUUUGGUCCUUUUCAAGUUUUACAUCGGGUGGGCAAGGUGGCUUAUAAGUUGUCUCUUCCUGCAGAGAGCUCCAUUCACCCUGUUUUUCAUGUUUCACAGCUUAAGCAUGCUGUUGGGUUCAGGCAUUCUGUUCAACCGUGUUUGCCUGCAUGUUCUGACCUUAAAGUUUCAGUGGUUAUCUUGGCUUCUCGUCAGAUCAGGAAAGGUAACUCUGUGAAAGCUCAAGUUUUAAUUCGGUGGUCUAGAAAUGUUGCAGGACAGGAAACUUGGGAGGAUCAAGUUGAGUUGUGUCAGCGUUUUCCUAAUGCCUUGGCUUGGGGUCAAGCCACUUCUCAAGGAGAGGGGGUUGUCAGCAGCACAGCUAUACCGGAUGAGCUACAGAACACUGUCAAGACCAAGGAGGUUAAGCAGACUAAGGAAGGAAGACCUGUUAGGCACCGAGUAUGUAAUCCUAGAGUGAGUGGGCCGGAAUGGGCCAUAUGAGCACCAUGUCCAGGCUGUCGAUAGUUGCGUGUGAGAGAGAGAGCAUCUUAAAACUAACUCUGUAUUCAUUUGGAUGAGUUGAGGAUGAACUAGGCGGCGAAGGCGGCGGCGGCAUCAACCCUGUCGGGUUGGUGAAAUCCA